This is a messenger RNA of Betta splendens (Siamese fighting fish), 4162 nucleotides long. RefSeq names its product activated leukocyte cell adhesion molecule a (gene alcama). The record is from RefSeq and is a predicted model, not a curated record. The transcript is spliced from 17 exons. NCBI's taxonomy places the organism in Eukaryota, Metazoa, Chordata, Actinopteri, Anabantiformes, Osphronemidae. The coding region runs from base 400 to 2193 and encodes 597 amino acids. Gene Ontology annotation, cellular component: plasma membrane. Gene Ontology annotation, biological process: cell adhesion.
UCAAUAAAGAAGUAGUAGUUGUAACCCAAUGACCGAGCGUCUGUGCUGUUUCCGUAGGUCGCGGCAGUUCCGUAAACACAACAGCUUUGUCCCCGCGUUUCGUCCAGUUGUUUUAGUAUGAUAGUUUGUCUCAAAUGUGACACUACGACGACGUUUCCCCAUCCCGCAGUACAACACUGCAGCAAAGCGACGCCGAGGCGUUAUCAUCGUGCUAGCUCCUCCUCGUCUGGCUACGUGACGUAGCUCUAUUCGUCGAAGUCACCUGCUCUCCCUCGGUCACACACUCACCUCUGACAUUUUUGGAUUUUCCAUUCUCCCAGACACAGCGGGGUUGUCAGUCCAUGAUUCUAGAAGUUCAUCAGAAGUACUUGCUUCUUCAGAGCUAACUUUUUCCGGAGGAUGGAUGCCGCUGCCUUCCUGUUGCUGGCUUUCAUGAGCACCGGAAUACUCCACACAGGACACCACAAUACAGAGGCAGCUGUUAAACGUGUCUACCCCCACCGUAUUUGGGACCCGUAUCUGCCCCGUCAGCGCCCAGUUUGCACUGUGGGAAGAGUGUGUUACGUCCUUUUGGCCUUUUGUGGGACAGACACAGUGGAAGCAUUGUAUGGAGAAACGAUUGUUGUGCCAUGUCAUGGAGCUCCACCACUACAGGAUCUGAUGUUUGUCAAGUGGAAAUACGAACAAAAAGACGGCUCCUCUGGGGAUCUGCUGAUCAAACAGGCUCAUGCAGAGCAGGCCACAGUUCAGGCCACGGAUGACUAUGCCACGCGUAUCAGCAUUGAUGACAGCUUCAGCCUGCUCAUCAGCAAGGCAACACUUACGGACCAGAGGACCUUUACCUGCAUGGUGGUCUCAGGCACUAACCUUAUGGAGUACCGCACCAUUGUUGCUGUUUACAAGAAGCCGUCAUCAGUUGACAUCAUAGACCAUCCUGAUGUGUUGCACAAAGACACACCAACAAUGGUGGGAACAUGUAUUGCAUCUGAUGCAAACCCCCCAGCUACAGUCAUGUGGACCAAGAAUGGAAAGGCCCUCUUACCUGAUGGGAAAGCUAUUUUAAUCACUUCCAGUAUGAAGGUGGAUCCAGCCACAGGCCUGUCUUCGAGUACUUCCAGCCUCCAGUAUGCAGCUACUAAAAAGGAUGUGGGCCUUCGCCCAGUUUUUGCCUGCGUUUCCACACAUGUGCUGUACAAUCACACAGCUGCUGUGGGACCCUUCCCCAUUCACUAUCCACCUGAACAGGUUAAGCUCCAAGUCAUACCCAACAGUUCCAUCAUAGAAGGAGAGAGCGUGGUUUUGAAGUGUAAUGCUGAUGGCAACCCUCCACCAACAUCUUUCUUCUUCCACAUUAAGGGCCGGAAAAUUGGAAAUUCUGACAACUACACUUUCCCUGCUAUUAGCAGAGAUGCUACAGGCGAAUACAAGUGCUCCCUUGGUGAUAAUGAGGAGAUAGUGGACUCCCAGCAUAUUCUGGUCAACUACCUGGAUCUGAGUCUGAACCUCAGUGGGAGGGUUGUGAGGACAGUGGGGGACUCCUUGACCAUAAACCUGGAGCAAAGUGGCUCAGGUGACUAUAACGUGUCAUGGACAAAGAAUGGAAAAACAGUGACUGAGCCACAGUUCACGAGCCUCAGCUAUUCUGAUGCAGGACACUACCUAUGUGAAGCUUCUAUGAAUGGUUUGAUAAGGCGUCAGGGCUUUGAAUUAGUCAUUGAAGGAAAGCCUUUGAUCACCAGCCUGACCGAAGGACUUGACAGUGGUUCAAAGCAGUACAAGGUCCUUACCUGUGAAGCGCAAGGAGAACCUGAGCCUCGCUUCCACUGGAGCAUCGAUGGCACAAAGGAGAACACAUCCUACACAAACAGCAGAGCCAUCAGUAGAAUUGCAGUGAUCCCCAUGCUCAACCUGACUGUGAGCUGCAGCGUAAGGAACCGGCUCGGACAAGACGCCAGAACUAUUAAUGUGUCCUCUGUUUUCAAGGAGGAACAUGACAAAAGAGACUCUGGAGGUAACCCAGAGGACCAGUCCAGGGUCAUAGUGGGGGUUCUGGUGGGGCUCAUCGUGGCAGCUGCUAUAGGGGGACUCAUAUACUGGAUCUACAUGAAGAACAGGCAAGGAAGCUGGAAAACUGGUGAGGAGGCGGAGACAAAUGAAGAGUGCAAGAAGCUGGAGGACAAGAACAGUGUUUAGAAGGCUGUAAAGUGGAAGAGGAGACGCUGGACUUGGACUGGCUGCUAAUGUGCUCCAAGGCUUCACGUGCAGCUAUAGUGAACCACUGCCUUCACUUCCUCCUGUUACUGUGUUGGCUUUUAAAUUCUUUGUAUUUUUGAGUAUAACAAAUGAUGUGUGUGCCCUGAGUGAGCGUGACGGGGAUUAUUGUUGUUUUUGUGCACUAUGAUAGUUAAUGCUCAGAGAAAUGACCCUGCUGAAACUGUCUGUUUUGACCUACUGAAGGACAUUCACUGGCUGGUAAACACUGUCAAACCGAUCAUCUAAACAUGUAGUCGAGUAAGAAGGAGACUAAUACUCAGCUGCUAAAUGCUUGAUUUGUUCCACAUCAACUCUGCACUUAGUCUGAAAGGAACCAAAAUGUUUCAUUCAAAAGGUCAAAUGAAGACAUUUUACCUACUACUUCUGUGGAUUUGUUCCCCUGACAUUUGCAUUGAUACACUACAAUGUUGCCUUUGUCUAUUUGCAGUUUAAGCUGCAGAAGUUUCCUCUGUGCCUUAUGUUGUUUUUGAUGUAUUUAUGCUGCUCUGCUGCAGCGUGCCAUGCUGUUCCACUGUUCUAAAUGGUAAAAAGCUGCUGCUUUAGAAGAGUUGCAGACAGUACUUGUGUUUUAUUAUAACUAUGUUUUUAAUUAGUAGCAUGAAGGAUAAGCCAAAGUAAGACAGAGGAUGAUAUGGACAGUGUACAGAACUCCUCAAAGCCACAGGGAGCCAUCAGAAGGAAGGUGCUGCUGACAGAAACAUGCUCUGUGGAACAACGUGUAAGCAAAAAUAAAAUGUUUUGAUUUCUAGGUUUGAGUCUUACCUCCUGGUAAUGGCAUGGCUUAGGCCACAUGCACCAGACAGAGACAGAGUGGUACUUGAUCCAUUCAACCCUCAGGAACCCUUACUUUUUCCCCACUGUGCAGUCAAAGCUUUAAGCUGUUGUAUAUUUAAGGAGUUACAUGUAUAUAAAUACAAAUAUAUCACAUAUUGAUUCAUUUUAGAGCGGUAACCCUAAUACCUUUUAUUUUCAUGAUGCCCAUCACACACAAAAACUGCACAUAAAACAACAUGAAAUGGUCCAAUGCAUAUUUUUUUGUUCCACUUCAUGUAGGUGUAUUUAAGAGCUUUCUGGGUGAACACAUUGUACUGGUGGAAAUCAAAGACACUUUUUUACUUAUCAAAAUACGUGUAAAAUGCCCCCCAGGGUGUCAGUUGAAACGAAUUAAUGUGAUUUAUCCAUCAGUUACCAAUACAGCACAGGUCUCAAGUUAGAGAUGAGACCUUAGCACUUUUAUAAAUGUUGACCUUUCUACUCUUUUUCAUAAUAAAGCACACAUUUUGAAAACUGUAAAGUGUUCAAGUCAUACAUACAAGGUAUGUACUGUAUCCUACACAGACUAACCUGUGUGUCUGUGUGCGCGCACACACACUCACACAGGUAGGUGUACUGUGUACAGACAUACCUACAGUCGACCCAGACAUUAUUCAUACCCCUGGCAAAUUCUUAUUUCUGUAAGUUACUUUUAUUCAACCAGCAAUUUUUUUUGACCAGAAAUGACAAAUGCAUCUUUAAACCUCAAGGUCCCCAAAUCUGGGGAUCCUGGGGUGUGUAGUUUUUUCUGGUUAACUUUGUUAUAAACAAAUGCACCAAAUAUGAAAGACUAUAAAAACGCUUGGGGCUCAUAGGGCUAAAAGAUAAUAGCUUGAUAUAUAAGAGGCAUUCUAGAAAAACAUAUUUCUCAUCCUUUAUUUACAGACCCUUCAACAAGUUUAGGAGCGCAUCGCUAAAGAUGAAUGAACAAAAAUAUCAGUGAAGACAUGCAAAAAGCUGGUCAGUUUAAUUGCUAUAAAUAGCCAAUAAAGGCUUUUCUGUUGAAUAUUGAGAAUGUAUGAAUAGUGUAAAAAAUGACACUAUUUGUAUAAAUGUAAAUAAAAGAUAAAUAUCA